GUUUUGAGAUGAAGCAGAGCGACAAACGAGAAACCGAGAAAGGGGCGGGAACGGAUAAGAUAGCAAAAUGCUGUACCUCCCAUUCUUCCAUUUUCCCCCUUUGCUGCUCGCUCUCAUGGCCACCGCCGCCUUCCUUCCCCCCGCCCCAAUCUUUCGCCCUCGCACCCCCACCGCUCGCCACCGUGGCUUACCCAUCUGCGCCGCCGCCUCCGACGCGCCGCCGCCAGAUGCCGAGACGGACGAGGGAGAGGCCCCACGCGGCGGCCGGAAGGACCGCCGCCGCGUGGUGCGGAUCGCGUGGGAGAAGCUCGUCCGGUGGUCUCGCUCCUGGCGCAGCCGCAACCGCAGCGACGUCCUCGAGACCACGCGCAAGGUGGUGGUCCUCGGAGGGGGCUCGUUCGGAACGGCGAUGGCGGCGCAGGUGGCAGCCAAGAAGCCCGACCUUGAGGUGGCCAUGCUGCUCCGGGAUGACCUCGUCUGCCGCUCCAUCAACGACCGCCAUGUCAACUCCAAAUACUUGUCAGAAUACAGCUUGCCAGAAAAUAUUGUUGCAACAACUAGUGCUAGUGAAGCUUUAGCAGGAGCUAAUUUCUGCUUCCACGCUGUCCCUGUUCAGUUCAGUUCAUCCUUUCUUGGGAGUAUUUCAACAUAUGUUGAUCCAAAGUUGCCAUUCAUAUCACUUAGCAAAGGGCUGGAACUUAACACCCUUCGGACAAUGUCUCAAAUCAUUCCUCUUGCACUGGGAAAUCCUCGCCAACCAUUUAUUGUUCUGUCAGGACCUUCUUUUGCAGUAGAACUGAUGGAGAAACUACCAACAGCUAUGGUGGUGGCAUCCAAAGACAGAAAGCUGGCAAGUGCUGUUCAACAGCUCUUAGCGUCUUCAAAUUUGAGGAUAAGCACAUCAAGUGACGUUACAGGGGUAGAAAUUGCAGGCGCACUUAAGAAUGUUCUUGCAAUAGCAGCAGGUAUAGUUGAAGGUAUGCAUCUUGGAAAUAAUUGUAUGGCUGCCCUUGUUGCUCAAGGCUGUUCUGAAAUUCGGUGGUUGGCGACAAAGAUGGGAGCAAAGCCAACAACCCUUUCUGGUUUAUCUGGCUCAGGUGAUAUCAUGCUUACAUGUUUUGUAAAUCUUUCACGGAACAGAAAUGUGGGAUUGCGUCUUGGUUCAGGCGAGAAACUUGAUGAGAUCUUGAAUUCAAUGAAUCAGGUUGCUGAAGGUGUGUCAACUGCUGGCGCUGUCAUUGCAUUAGCUCAGAAGUACAACGUCAAACUGCCAGUCCUGACAGCAGUUGCACGAAUAAUUGAUAAUGAACUAACUCCGAAGAGAGCUGUUAUGGAGUUAAUGAAUCUUCCACAGGUCGGUCAUUCAACCUCAUGUUUGAUCCAGUUCUUCCUAAUGAACUGUUUUCUCUCACAAACAUACAUCUUUUGCUACCAUUUCGGAAGUGUUAUGCAAACUUGUCCUGAUGAUACUUAAGUAGGCCUCCUCUCUAGAAACAGACUAAAAAUUGCAUGGUCUUUUAUUUCGGAAAUAAUGGGAUACUUGAGGGACCAAAAAUAUAAUAUUCUCUAUUUAUUUGGACCAUAUUCAAUGCAAUCUAUACUUUAGACCGAUCCUUGUAUAAUCGCUAAUCUUGUUGAUAAAAUUGGCCAUACAUUUUGAAACGGUGCUUGUAGUAAAGUUUGGAUAGUUUGACUGAUAAUACCAAUGUGGAUUUUCCAGCAAUUACCAUUUGCAGCCAUAGUGUUGAACAUCUGUUUGCUUACUUUUGCAACUAUCCUACAUUUCCAGCUAAAAAAACUAGUAUAUACUUUUCAGUGAGUUUU
Messenger RNA from Triticum dicoccoides, 1824 nucleotides. Its product is annotated as glycerol-3-phosphate dehydrogenase [NAD(+)], chloroplastic-like. The transcript has 8 exons. Gene Ontology annotation, biological process: glycerol-3-phosphate catabolic process; carbohydrate metabolic process. The record is from RefSeq and is a predicted model, not a curated record. NCBI's taxonomy places the organism in Eukaryota, Viridiplantae, Streptophyta, Magnoliopsida, Poales, Poaceae. Bases 68 to 1474 code for a protein of 468 amino acids. Gene Ontology annotation, molecular function: NAD binding; glycerol-3-phosphate dehydrogenase [NAD(P)+] activity. Gene Ontology annotation, cellular component: cytosol.